This is a messenger RNA of Ramularia collo-cygni, 1122 nucleotides long. RefSeq lists its product as uncharacterized. Gene Ontology annotation, biological process: glycerol catabolic process. Gene Ontology annotation, molecular function: glycerone kinase activity. Gene Ontology annotation, cellular component: cytosol. The transcript has 3 exons. The coding region runs from base 1 to 1122 and encodes 373 amino acids. NCBI's taxonomy places the organism in Eukaryota, Fungi, Ascomycota, Dothideomycetes, Mycosphaerellales, Mycosphaerellaceae. The record is from RefSeq and is a predicted model, not a curated record.
AUGGCUUCUGAAGUCCAAAGCAAGCCAGUUCAAGAGACAUUUCACUUCAUCAACAGUCCAGAGCAUGCCAUCAAUGACGCACUGACUGGUCUAACGUAUCUCAAGCCGGAAUUGUCCUACAAUGCCGAGUACAAGGUCGUCUACAGGUCGGACCUGAGCUCUUUCAGCGAGGAUCAUGUAACGACCAUAGGAUUCGCAGGCGGUGGCCAUGAACCAAUGUUUGGAGGCUUUGUAGGGAACAACUAUCUCUCAGAAUAUGUCUCGGGUAACAUAUUCGCCUCUCCGACCGCUGCACAGAUAUUCGAAGCCAUCAAGAUGUGCCAGCCAGCUAGCGGUAAUAGCAAAGGCACAUUGGUCGUAUGUGGGAAUUACACUGGCGAUAUCUUGAAUGCUGGCCUAGCUAUCACAAGAGCUCAGACUGCUGGCUACAAAGUCUCCUUUGUACCCGUCGGCGACGAUGUUGCCGUGGGACGAAAGAAGGGCGGCAAAGUCGGUCGACGAGGUCUCAGUGGACAUUUGAUAGCGCUCAAAAGUGCAUGUGCUCUCGCCGAGAAAGGCGAAACUUUGGAAAGGGUUACAGAGGUGAUGGAAUACGUUGCAGCCAAUGUCGGUACCAUUGGAGCAGCGWUUGACAGAGUGGCGCUGCCCAACGCUACGUUGACAGACCUGCAGAGUCUACCUCCGGCAACGAUCGAGCUUGGUAUGGGAGCGCAUGGUGAGCCAGGUCUCCAGCAGAUCUCACCUAUACCGUCGCCCGAAGCUUUGGUCUCACAAAUGCUGGAUCUGCUACUCAACAUUGCCGACUCUGACAGAGCGUUCAUUCCAUUCUCUGCUUCAUCCAACCCUAGUGGAGACAACGAAGUCGUUGUUCUGUUGAACAGCCUGGGCAGCACUUCAGACGAGGUACUGGCACGCUUCGCAGAGCUAGCCAAAACUAAUUUGGAGAGUCGUGGUUUCGUUGUUAAGAGAUUGACACUUGGGCCUUUGGUGACGAGUCUGAAGAUGAGUGGGUUUGGAAUCACUGUUUGGAGACUACCACCACACUCUGGCGAAGCGAUGGAGAGGGAUUUGGCUCUUGAUCUUUGGGACUCUGCUGUUGAUGUUGUUGCGUGGAGGCAAUAG